Daktulosphaira vitifoliae (grape phylloxera) is the source of this 3065-nucleotide messenger RNA. RefSeq names its product putative ferric-chelate reductase 1 homolog. The record is from RefSeq and is a predicted model, not a curated record. The transcript is spliced from 14 exons. NCBI's taxonomy places the organism in Eukaryota, Metazoa, Arthropoda, Insecta, Hemiptera, Phylloxeridae. The coding region runs from base 502 to 2892 and encodes 796 amino acids. Gene Ontology annotation, molecular function: oxidoreductase activity, acting on metal ions.
UGUGAGAGCGCGCGUUGCAGUGUUUCUUUGAAUCAGAUUUUUUUUUUUUUACUUGCCGCCAUCGUUGAAGGCCACACGACCGCCGAAUGCCCCGGCGGACUACAGAAUUCAUUCUGGUAUCGCUGCCGCCGACAUCACCGCCAUUAUCACACACAUUCGACUGGUCGUAAUAUCCACUGCGUGUCAAGACGGUAGUACGUCGCCGGCACUGUCCGAUGGUCCGACGUGAAUGCAACCGACGACCGGUUUGAAAAAGGAAAAAACAUUAUUUUUCUUUGGGGGAUUAAUUAUCAGUGUGUCACGUGUGUGUGUCGUGAGACGUUCUUUAUCGUAGUUUAGUGAGUGUUUUGGCGAAGUUCUGUUGUUUUGCUUUUUACAAUAUUUUUAAUAAUAUCAUUGAACACAGAGUGCGGAGAACUGGUCACUCGACUCGAAGACCAAGGUUCACGUGGAGUAACUGAUCUUAAACAAUCGAUACAGGUAGUUUUCAGUUAACUUAUCAUGAAGCUGUAUUUUUAUACAUCUAUUUUGAUUUCACUUGGUGGCCUUCUUUAUGUGAACGGAUAUGAGACUGGAGCCCCUGUGUUAACAUGUCGGACAAUGGUGCCCGGACAUGGAGAGGCAGCGCAAACUACUCCGGCUCCUUAUCGAAUUUUACCAUCUGAUGUCACUUCUGGAAGGGUUAGAGUGACUCUUACUGCACCAAAAGCUAAUGAUUAUUUUACUGGGUUCCUGAUACAAGCUCGUGUUCCUAGUGCCGGAGAUAAUGCGGUCGGAUCUUUUGUCCAAGUGCCACAAGAUUCACAAACAUUAGACUGCAAUGAAAUAACAGGAUCUGGAGUGACACACGGUAGCAACACAAAGAAGAAGUCGGUAGAGUUUGAUUGGGAAGCACCAAGUAAUUUCGACGGACAAGUACAGUUUGUGGCCACGGUCGUUUUUGAUUAUGCAACAUUCUGGACUGGUAUAAUUUCAAGUCCUGUUCAAGUAAGAGGAACUAGGGAUGCACCAUCAUUAAAUAAUCAAAAUCCACAAACAGCCAGAGCAGAACAAGGUGUUAAAGAAAUAGAAUCCAAUAUUUACAAUGAAUGUGGAAGGAGUAAAAAUUGUGUUGGAUCACCUCCAGGAUGUAUACAAGCCUCCAAUUGCCGAGCUGUUGUUGCUUUAACGCAUUUUAGUGGAAGAUAUCAAUUUGAAAUGUUAGCUCACGAUAGCAAAUAUGUAGCUUUUGGUUUAUCUGAUGAUAACAAAAUGGGUGGUGAUGGUGUUAUUGAAUGUGUUCAUGAAGAAAGUGGCCGUGGUAGCAGCGUUAGUGCAUAUAAAUCGUGGAAUGUUCCUUUUCGAAAACAAAACAAAAGGGUAGAUGAUCUGUUUGGUGUUAAUUUAGACAGUGCUGCUAUAGUAGAUGGUGCAAUUUAUUGCAAAGUUUCUUUGGAUUCUCUUAUAAAAAUCGAAGAUAGAACAUAUGAUUUAGACAGGGAAGAAUACUUUGUGUUGUUAGCUUCAGGGUCCUCAUUAAAACCUUUUAGCGUUGGUUACCAUGAUGUUGCUUUUUCAAGUAGUCCUGAUAAAAAAAGACUCAGUCAAUUAAAAGCCGCCCGUGUACUCGAUCCUUUUUACAACGAAUGUGGUGAAACUAAAAAUUGCUUUGGAUUACCAGAAGGAUGUUUGACAACUCAAGAUUGUGUUGCUGUAACGGCCGUAAAGGUGGAUGGAAUUAGAUAUAUAUUUGAAAUGAAAGCUAAAAAUGCUGCGUAUGUAGCGGUCGGACUUUCAGAUGAUCAAAAAAUGGGAGGUGAUAGUGUUAUAGAAUGUGUUCAUGAAAAUACAGGAUCCAAUCAAAUUAAAGCUUAUAGAUCUUGGAAUAUUCAAAAUCAAAAAAACAAUAAACGUGUGCCGAAUCAAAAUGAAAUUACUUUACUAAAUGCAUCGUAUGUAGAUGGUACUAUUUAUUGCAGUGUUUUUCAUGAAGCAGUCACAACUAUAGAAGGAGUUAAAUUUGAUCUCAUUCAAAAUAAAUACAACUUAUUACUUGCCGCUGGUACAUCUUUAAAAGAGCGAAGCGUAGGUUUUCACGAUUUAGCUUAUACUUCAACAGCAGAAGCCAGUUCAUUAUCAGAAAUCAAAUCUUUAAAACCAUCGUCCAAAAUUUUGUUAAGGUUGCAUGGAACUUUUAUGGUUGUUGCUUGGAUUGGAGCAGCUAGUAUUGGAAUUGUUGUCGCUAGAUAUUAUAAACAAACGUGGGUUGAAUCGUCGUGCUGUGGCAAAGAUUUAUGGUUUGGGUGGCAUCGCUUGUUGAUGAUGUUUACAUGGAUUUUAUCAUUAUCUGGUUCAGCUUGCAUAUUUCUUGAACUCGGUGAAUGGGUAUCAGGCCCUAGUCAAACACAUGCUAUUUUAGGUGUAACAACUACCGUACUAGCAUUUUUCCAACCUAUAUUUGCCGCAUUUAGGCCACACCCAGAUUCACCAAAAAGGCCAAUUUUCAAUUGGAUCCAUUGGUUAGUUGGAAAUGCUGCACAUAUCAUUGCAAUUCUAACAAUAUUUUUCGCCGUUACGUUGAGUAAAGCAGAACUACCAGCUUGGGUAGAUUGGAUUUUAGUGGUUUAUGUAGGAUUUUAUGUCAUUAUACAUUUAAUUUUAUCGAUAUCUGGUUGUUUAAGUGAAAAAUCUGGUAGCAUGCGAGUAAAUACAUUCCCUAUGAAAGAUCUACAUAAUGGAAGAAAUUCAAUGAAUUACGAACAGCAAAAAGAUAAUCCACAUUCUGGAUUCAGAAAAUUUUGGUUGUUCAUUCAUGUUUUAUUCAUUGUUUUGAUAACUACAAUUUUGGCAUUAAUUGUUUUCUAUGCGCCUAUUGAACCAAGAUUAACUGCAUUACGCGAUCAGUUCGUCUAAUUAACAAUCUUAAACAUAUUAUACUUUGUGAAUUUUGUAUUAUAUUACUUGUAAAAUUUCUUGAUAAUUUUUUAUUAUUUAUUAAACUAAAACUUUUAAUUUAAAAAAUACUUUUUUGUAAUGAUUGAUUGUUUCCGAAAUUUUACGAGGAUUAUUACUUUAAAACUAAUAAA